Molecule: messenger RNA, 270 nt
Organism: Amoebophrya sp. A120
Lineage: Eukaryota; Dinophyceae; Syndiniales; Amoebophryaceae
Source: the annotation of a GenBank genome assembly
GCGCGGUGCUCCGUAUUGUGCGGCCGGGCGACGCCGGGUCCCGGGAUGGUCGGGCGCCUGGUCCACAGUGUGGCGACUUGCGCGAACCCCGGCCGGCGGCCUACGGACUUCGCGGAAAGAACUCAACUUCCCGCCAGUCAAGUCCUCGAGUGGGCCGAGAGAUUUAUCUGGGGCCCCCUUCGCGUUUCCCGUUUCCGGCGGGCCUGCCGGCGCCCCGCCAGCGUGCCUCCGCAGAAUGGCCGGGCCGCGCGCGCAUUCAGAGGCAGAGAC